AUUACAAUGCAUUACAAAAAAGAGCUUUUCUUAGUCCCCGAAAUAUUUUAGUAGAUGAUUUCAAUAAUCGAAUUCUAAAUGAUUUACCAGGAAUUACUCAUACAUACUUCACUCAACUAACACAUCCCGGAAUACCCAACCAUGAACUUAAUCUAAAAAGUGGUGCUAUUUGCUCCAUUAUGCGAAAUAUCUCUAUUGAAAAGGGAUUAGUUAAAAACUCGAGAGUUAUGAUAACUAAAUUAGGACGACGAUUAAUCGAAGUAACACUACUAAAUAAUAACCAACCUAAUCAUACAUUAGAAACCUGUCUCCUUCCAAGAAUUAACUUUUAUUUUCAACCGGAUCACUGCUCAUGGACAGUAUACCGAAAGCAAUUUCCGCUACGUCUAGCUUAUUCAACAACUUUUAAUAGUAGCCAAGGUCUAACCUUGGAUCGUAUUAUUAUAGACCUCCGAACUCACGUGUUUGCCCAUGGUCAGCUAUAUACUGCUAUCUCACGCGUAAAAAAUAAAGACGAUUGUUUAAUUCUAUUACCAGAAAGUAAUACAACAGCAAAAACAGUUAAUAUUGUUUAUAAAGAAUUAAUUCAGUAA
This is a messenger RNA of Racocetra persica, 593 nucleotides long. Lineage: Eukaryota; Fungi; Glomeromycota; Glomeromycetes; Diversisporales; Gigasporaceae. The record is from the annotation of a GenBank genome assembly.